Molecule: messenger RNA, 1965 nt
Organism: Hemiscyllium ocellatum (epaulette shark)
Lineage: Eukaryota; Metazoa; Chordata; Chondrichthyes; Orectolobiformes; Hemiscylliidae
Gene: cyp24a1
Product: 1,25-dihydroxyvitamin D(3) 24-hydroxylase, mitochondrial
Exons: 15
Coding region: 1-1851 (616 amino acids)
Biological process (GO): C21-steroid hormone biosynthetic process; cholesterol metabolic process; cortisol metabolic process
Cellular component (GO): mitochondrial inner membrane
Molecular function (GO): heme binding; oxidoreductase activity, acting on paired donors, with incorporation or reduction of molecular oxygen; monooxygenase activity
Source: RefSeq, a predicted model, not a curated record
AUGAUGAGAGACUGUUCACCUCAGCCUUCUGAGAUUGCACCAGAGGCCUUGGUGCAUAACAUGGAGGAAACAAAUGCAACUGAUGCAGGUACACAAGAACUGGAAUAUUCACAAACAAAGGAGAAAGAGGAAGAGGAUAUUGAAUACAAAGGAACAGUAUCACAUGAUAUUACUCUCUCAGCUGCCAGCUCAAUGAGUGACACUCAUACGGGAUUCCUAAUUGAGGUUGCAGUGCAAACGAAGGCGGACCUCAGUGCCCCUGGCCUGAAACGAUUGACGCGAUUCAAUGAGGUGCACUCACAGUCAGUCAGUCAGGUGCGAGCCAACUUUGCAGCGGCUACAGUCCACGCCACAAACCGAAAUGUCAGAAUGUUCCUGCAGUUUUUGAGACAAGGGGGGAAAUGGCGGGGCAGUAUUCCGGUUUCUACCGCUGGCAGUGUCUCAGAAAAACUCUUGGUUCCGCCUGGGCACAACACUCUCCCUGGCCCCACGAACUGGCCCGUGCUGGGGAGUCUGCUGGAGAUCAUUAGGAGGGGAGGACUCCAAAAGCAGCACAAAACACUGGUGGAAUUUCACAAGAAGUUUGGGAAGAUUUUUAAGAUGAAGUUGGGUCCGUUUGAAUCCGUUCACAUCGGGGCUCCGUGUCUCCUGGAAGCACUUUACCGGAAGGAAAGCAAUUACCCUCAGCGCCUGGAGAUCAAACCGUGGAAAGCCUAUCGCGAUUACAGGGAUGAGGCAUAUGGACUCCUCAUACUGGAAGGAAAAGAUUGGCAAAGGGUGAGGAGUAUCUUUCAGCGAAAGCUAAUGAAGCCAACGGAAGUAUUAAAACUGGACGGAAGAAUCAAUGGGGUUCUGAAAGAUUUCGUCGACAGAAUGGAGAAGCUUCGCGAUGAGACCGGGAAGAUCAAUGAUUUGUACCAGGAACUGAACAAAUGGUCCUUCGAAACAAUUUGUUUGGUGUUGUAUGAUAGAAGAUUUGGUCUUCUGGACCAAAAUGUUGUUGAAGAAUCUUUGAACUUCAUUCAGGCAGUUAAAAUUAUGAUGAAUACAUUUGGUAAAAUGAUGGUGACUCCAGUUGGGCUCCAUAAACGUUUAAACACAAAGACUUGGAAGGACCACACUGAAGCUUGGGACAAUAUAUUCAAAACAGCAAAGUGCCAUAUUGAUGGAAGAUUGAACCGACACUCGGCUUGCCCAGCCAAUGACUUCCUCUCUGAAAUCUACAAUGGUAGUGAAUUAUCGAGAAAAGAGUUGUAUGCAGCAAUCACUGAGCUCCAGAUUGGAGGAGUAGAAACGACAGCCAACAGUUUGCUUUGGGCUAUCUUCAAUCUGUCUCGCAAUCCCAAGGCACAAGAAGAACUUCACAAAGAAAUAUUGUCUGUGCUGUCUAAAAACCAGAUCCCAACUGCAAACGAUAUUAAGAAAAUGCCUUACCUGAAGGCUUGUCUAAAGGAAUCUAUGAGGAUUACACCUUCUGUGCCCUUCACGAGUCGUACACUGGAUGAAGAAACUGUUCUUGGUGACUAUUUACUACCGAAGGGAACUAUUUUAAUGAUAAACAGUCAUGCAUUGGGGUGGAAUGAAGAAUAUUUCAAUGAUGGAAUGCAGUUUAAACCUGAACGAUGGCUACAGGAUAGGCAUACAAUCAAUCCUUUUGCACAUGUGCCAUUUGGGAUUGGGAAGAGGAUGUGUAUAGGCCGGCGGCUGGCUGAGCUACAGUUGCAGUUAGCCCUCUGUUGGCUGGUGCCAAGGUACAAAAUAGUGGCAACUGAUGAAGAUCCUGUGGAAACACUGCAUUCUGGGACACUGGUGCCUAAUCGGGAAAUCCCAGUAGCAUUCCACAGACGUUAAGGAGUACUGUGAUUCUUCGAGAGCACAGCCCAGCCUAGACUCUUGUUAAGCUCAGCGUUUUAUAAUCAGUGAAACAAGGCACUGCAAGGCCAGAAGAAUGUUAUGGGAAUGGAA